UUCGCGAGGUCAAGCACGGGGAAGUCGCAGAUAAGAUUGACACACGUCUCUGUUACAUAAUUUUACGUUAGAAUGGCAGGAGUUGUUAGAAAAAUUAUUCAGACGUCGAAUGCUCCAGCAGCUAUUGGUUCAUACAGCCAAGCUGUGCGUGUAGACCAUACAUUGUACAUAUCAGGGCAGAUCGGAUUAAAACCAACCACAGGUGUGAUGGUUGAAGGUGGGGUCAUUCCAGAGACACAGCAGGUCAUGAAAAACAUGGGAGCCAUAUUGGAGGCUGCUGGAGCAUCAUUUGACAAUGUGGUAAAAGCUACCGUGAUGCUUGAAGAUAUCAACGACUUCACAGCUGUUAAUACAGAGUAUGCAAAGAAUUUUACAAAAAACUUUCCAGCCAGGGCUUUGGUACAAGUGGCAGCACUUCCAAGGGGCGCCAAGGUGGAAAUAGAAGCUGUUGCUGUCGUUGGACCCAUCACUGAUGAGAGUUAAUGUCCCUGUCACCGUGACCUACCUCUAAAAAGUUCACUGCAUUUCAUGAUUUCAGCAAUCCAUGUAUAUAAGUAUAUAUAUGUUUACUGAGCAUGGCAAUCAAAUUGCAAAUAAACACAAUAAAUCAAAA
Molecule: messenger RNA, 613 nt
Organism: Ylistrum balloti
Lineage: Eukaryota; Metazoa; Mollusca; Bivalvia; Pectinida; Pectinidae
Product: 2-iminobutanoate/2-iminopropanoate deaminase-like
Exons: 6
Coding region: 73-483 (136 amino acids)
Cellular component (GO): cytosol
Molecular function (GO): deaminase activity
Source: RefSeq, a predicted model, not a curated record